Molecule: messenger RNA, 3207 nt
Organism: Bursaphelenchus okinawaensis
Lineage: Eukaryota; Metazoa; Nematoda; Chromadorea; Rhabditida; Aphelenchoididae
Source: the annotation of a GenBank genome assembly
AUGAGCGACGAAAGCAGAAACGACAAAAGAAACGAGUCCAAACAUGUGAAGAUCCUUUCUGAUGUGUCUGAGGUAAAACCAUGUAGUUUUUAGUAAUUUUAUGUUUUAUAUUGGGUUUGUUCAAAAAAUACACCAAACAUACUAUUUACAAUGGUACAUUUGUAAUGCUUCUACGAACAUUUAGACCAACUCCAAAACUUAAUUUUAGAAAGAAAUCCUGCAAGAUGAUUACUCUGACAAGUCUCUCACCAGUGUUCAGCCAAAGGACCUCUACGGCGAAAACUACUCGGUUGAAAUGAUGAAGAAGAGAGGAUGGUGCAACAACGAUGGAACUCCCUGGAUUCUCUCUUUGUGAGUGCUUUAUAUGCUUUUAUGUUUCAAGAAUUUAAAAAUUGUAUAAGUUUUUAAACAUCUCUUAAUAUCCUUAAAAGAUACAUCAAAUUUUUCAGUUUAUAAAACUGUAACGUAACUUUAAUUUAGGCCUAAAGAUGAAGCGGCAUUGUUCAAGAAAGGUAUCGUAACAAAGGAGUGCAAGCGAGGCACCUACUGUAACAAUAUCUGUGACGAAGUCGAACUUCUGAAGCGUCGAAAAGUCAACAGAAAAGGAAAACGUGCCUCGAUGACAGCCCUUAAACCAGGUGUUACAGUAGACGAGGACUCGAACAAAAGCAGAGGAAAGACUAAACCAAAGUCUUCCAAAUCUGCGGACAAGACAGGGUAAGUGCAAUAUAUCUUGUAAAAUCAUCAAUAAUAAGAAAUUUUAGAUUAUAAAAACUACGAGAACUUGAAAAAUAACUUUCGAAACAUUUUUAUUAUAUAUAUGUAGUUUUACCGGUACUUAGCGUUUGUUACUUUAUUUAGACCGGUAACAUACGAAGAGCUUCUGACUCGCGGCUACCUGGACAAGAACAAUGUAAAUCACGGAGAAACUGCUGCCCACGUUCUAGAAUCCUUUUACGAAGAAAUCAGGAACAUGCACGGAAUGCCUUUUUCAAACAUUAGUAAUGACAAAAGUGUGUCUGAGUAAGUACCAUAAGUUGGCGUAAAUUUGAUUCCAAAACUAACUUAAUAUAUUCAUUGAGUUAUAUUCAGGGUUGGCAACAGGGCAGGGCAUUGGCGAUUUUCCAUGCCCUGCCCUGUGCCCUGCUAUGCCCUGCCCGGUACAGGGCAUUUCAAUUCCGUGCCCUGCCCUGCCCUGCCCUGCCCUAGGGCAGGGCAUUACAGGGCAUUUACUAUUAUAGAGCCUAGAAGUCAGAACUUGUAAAUACCAUGAAAUAAGUACAAUAAAGUGUUGUUAAAGCCUAUCAAUUUUGAUACACUUCAAAUUGUGGGCGAAUUCGGUACUAAUACUUUGUUUUUGGAUAUUCGGCGGAGAACGGCGGAGGCUAUUUUUUCCUUUGACCAAUACAAAAGACUUUCUGUUCCUAUGACUCCUACUAAUUUGUCGAAACGUUUUGAAACAAAAAAAAUGUGUUUCUUUGCGUCGGCGGACAAUCGGCGCAGAAAAACGGCGAAGGCCAUAAACUCAAUACAGAAGUUGUGUUGUGUUAGAUUUGAAAUAUUUUUGGUAUAGAGUAGUUCGCUAUACAAGAGUUACACUGUAUACCCAGCGUUUGCUUUAGUCAUUUACCUAAAAAAUUGACUGACAAUUGUGAGAGUUUAUGGCCUUCGCCGAUUGUUUGCCAAUAACAUUACAUAAAUUUUUUACUUGAUUAAGAUCAUUGGAAAACAAAAAAAAUGUCUUGAUUUUUUUAAGUUGAAUAAAGAUUGAGAUUUAGCGGAUUUUUGGUUUUCGCUGUUUUUCUCCCCCGAGUAUUAAUAAACAAAGUGCCAAUACAAAUCCGCUUGCAAUUUCAAGUGUACUUUUCCGGGUUUUGAUAACAGCGCCGAUCUCAACAUUAAAUUCCGAUAUUACUCAAAAAAAGAACGAGAGUUUGGGCGACUGUGAAGAUUAUUUAUACGAACUUUUUGACCGGUCGAAAAAAUCAGAAAAGACGAAUUUUCAACCAGUUGAUUUUUCAAUGAACACAUAUUAGCAUUGGCCGAGUUUACCUCAACCGUGUUAAAUGGAUCGCGGUUUCAACAAAAAUUCUAGCAAACCAAAUACGCAGUCGCGUUUCGACUGGGUUUGAGUUACCUUUCUUUCUCUAUGCUCUCUCACUUUUUGCCCGCCAAAUAUUGUAAGAAAAAACGUAUUUUUGGUCAAAAGGAGUGGGCGGAGCCUCGCGCCGAUCGAAAGGAUUGAAAGGCCCGAGCCUGAAAAAGGAAAAGAAAACAAAAAAGGAAAAAAAUAUUUUUUUUACCGGGCAUUGCAGGGCAUUUACAGGGCAUAGGGCAUGCCCUGCACGUGUGAAGCGCAUGCCCUGCCCUGCCCUGUGACCGAUCAAAAAAAAAAGCCCUAUGCCCUGCCCUGCCCUAGGGCAGGGCAGGGUAGGGCACAGGGCACCCUGCCCUGUUGCCAACCCUGGUUAUAUUACAAACAAGUAAAUAAUGUCACAGUAAAUAAAAAAUCUUGUUUCUAGAAUCGACUUGAUGACCCAAGGCUGGAGGGAGAUCAACGACAAGAAGCAGCAGAUCCCAGAUAUCUUCAGUGUUUCAGAAGACAGCCGAACCGACCAUUCCAGGAAGAGCCCCAACUCCCGCGACAGUGACUUCCCUAGUACCACGUUGAUCAAGUCGUCCAGUACCAACACGUCGAGUAACACGUACCAUCAACUUACAGCUCCGUCUGACAAGUCCCUUCAGAGCGACCUUGGCGAUGUUAACAUUGAGUUUGACGAGCCAAAGAAGCCCAACGAGAAGGUUCGACGACACAAAAGUCGAGGUAUUCGUACCGCCAAAAUGGUAUCUCCGACCGAAAAGGAGUCUAAGAGAGAAGAAGUCUCCAGAAGAAAGGCUACAAAAGAAAAGGCAUCCAGAAGCAAGGCCUACAAAAAGAAGAGUUCCAAAGGAAAGAAUUCAGAAGGCGACUUUCCAUCGUCGGAAAUGACCGACCAGUUGAAUUCGGAGCUGAGCAAAGACCCGGGAUGUUACCGGUCGGACAAGAAGUUCAGUAUGCAGAUGGACUACGGUCCCAAGAGGGAUAUGGGCACGGCAUCGUACUACUUUCUGAACCAAGGAAGACUCUACGAACUCAACUCCAAGUCGGGAAAUGUGACUUUGGAAGUGGGAGCGAACGUCUGUGGAGUCAGAACCAAGAAGAUCUGA